Triticum dicoccoides is the source of this 1001-nucleotide messenger RNA. RefSeq lists its product as uncharacterized. The transcript has 2 exons. Lineage: Eukaryota; Viridiplantae; Streptophyta; Magnoliopsida; Poales; Poaceae. The record is from RefSeq and is a predicted model, not a curated record. The coding region runs from base 1 to 726 and encodes 241 amino acids.
AUGACGGGCAGGACCGCCGCCACCCCCACGCUGAGCAUGAAGCUCCUCGUGGACACCAAGGCGCGCCGCGUGCUCUUCGCGGAGGCCGGCAAGGACGUGGUGGACUUCCUCUUCUCCCUCCUCGCGCUGCCCAUCGGCACGGCCGUCAAGCUGAUCGGCGCCAAGUCCAUGGUGGGGAGCGCCGGCGACCUCUACCGCAGCGUGGAGAAGCUUGACGGAACCUACGUCCAGCCCGGCGCGGCCAAGGACGCGAUCCUCCGCCCCGUCAUGGCCCGCUCGCCGGCCAACAGCGCCCUCCUCGGCCUGCCGACUCCCUCCAACAGAUUCUUCAGGUGUUCCUCCUUCAGCGGUUGCCGCGACUACGUGACGGACGUGAGCGGCACCAAGUGCCCCAGAUGUUCCUGUGCGAUGACGAUCCAAAUCCAGUACGCGCCGCCUGCCGGUGCCAUUGCGCAGAACGCGGCCACCGCGGUGGCGGCAGCAGAUGGGUUCGUGCGGGGCGUCGUGACGUACACGGUGAUGGACAGCCUCGCGGUGUCGCCCAUGUCCGCCAUCUCCAGCAUUGCGCUGCUCAACACCUUCGCGGUCAGGGAUCUCACCGCGCUCCAGGAGAAGAUCGUGCACAUCGGAUACAAGGAGGGUUUGGAGAUAUUGAAGGCCUCGCUGCAGUCCAAGACUGUUCUCACCGACGUCUUCCUUGGAAAGAAGUCCCCAAGCCACGACUGAGAUCCGGCGUGAACGGUUUGAUUGAGAUACGAACGUGAACAAACUAUAGCAGAUAGUUGGAUCAAUCCAUUAUCCAUCUACAUAUCCAUUUCAACCAGGCCCAUCUUAAAAAAAAAAUUGAUGCAUUGCAAGUCCGUGCCACCCAUGCUUGAGCUGUACGAUGCAUGCCACAGACGAUACAAGCAUCGAUUAGGGUUUUUUGCCGCUUUGUGCGAGGUUCAAGUGCCCGACAAUUAUUUCUAUAUCUUUUCAAUGUGUACCCGUCCUUUUGCUGU